Molecule: messenger RNA, 1012 nt
Organism: Polychytrium aggregatum
Lineage: Eukaryota; Fungi; Chytridiomycota; Chytridiomycetes; Polychytriales
Exons: 3
Coding region: 17-859 (280 amino acids)
Biological process (GO): peptidyl-lysine trimethylation; positive regulation of proton-transporting ATP synthase activity, rotational mechanism; regulation of mitochondrial ATP synthesis coupled proton transport
Cellular component (GO): mitochondrion
Molecular function (GO): protein-lysine N-methyltransferase activity
Source: RefSeq, a predicted model, not a curated record
GCACCGAUCUCACAUCAUGCCCAGCCCCGAUGGUGACCUAGCGGAAAUGCCCUUCUCGGACUCGGCUGAUCUGCCGGCGCAGAUCCCGAAUCUCGAAAACCCAAUACCGUACACCUUAGUCAACAGCCGUCCGCUCGACAACACCCAAUUUAUUGCGCCGUACGUGCCUUGCUCGCUGCAGGUUGUGCAGGCUGUCCUGAGAUUCGCAAACAUCCAGAGUAGCGAUGUCCUUGUCGAUCUGGGAUGCGGAGAUGGGCGAAUCCUCUUUGCCGCCCACGAGUCCGAUCGGCCGCCGGCAUUCAGUGUCGGAAUUGAACUCGAUCCCUAUCUCGUCAAGCACGCCAAAGAGAAGGCGCUGCAGCUCGAGCGCCAAGAACGCAUCGCUUUCAUCGAGCAGGAUAUGUUCACCGUCAACCUGGAUCAGCUCGAGCUCGACAGUGGUCAAUGCACUGCUACCGUCCUGAUUCUCUACCUCCUCCCAACGGGUCUCGACAAGCUCAAGCCGCAACUCCAUCGAUGGCUUAACGGAGGGCCCCUGCCAACCUCUGGCGAUGCGGACUGCCAUUUGAGCAGCACUCCUCCAAAGCUGACUCGAUCGUGGUCGGAAUCGUCGUGGUUGCUGUUCUCCAAGCUCUGCCGCUCGGUAUCACUGGCCCUCCGAUCCAAUGAAGUUCGAGAAUCCAGUUGCUCCCCGAACCGCCGAAUUAUCACCAUCACUUACUCUAUUCCAGGCUGGGAGCCCAGCGAAGCUGUCGAAGCCAAGGCAGCCGCCACUAAUACUGCCGGAGGUACCCACGGCUGGAACGUCAACCACUGGUUGUUUCGCUAUGACAAGACCAGCGUGGCCUCGACUCAAUGACCGAAUGUCUCGCGCACAACCAACCGUCACCCGAGACUGUUGGUCACGCAUCCGGCGAAAGGCUUGAUGCCUAGAGAUGGAGGCUUAUUUAUGUAUCUUGAUUUUCAGUCGAAUUCGCUGCAAUCAUAAAUUCUUUGGCCGAGGCCACGAUUA